Molecule: messenger RNA, 309 nt
Organism: Plenodomus lingam JN3
Lineage: Eukaryota; Fungi; Ascomycota; Dothideomycetes; Pleosporales; Leptosphaeriaceae
Source: RefSeq, a predicted model, not a curated record
AUGCUCCCCAAGGUCCCAACGUUUUCUGGGUUCUCCCCCGCAUCUUCUACUCAGAAGAAUACACCUUCUUCGGCCACUCCCCAGGCGGCACCUGGCACGGCGCCGACGUCGCAACCGUCCUCUGGUUCGUCGACCACCCAGCCAUCACAAUCGGCAUUCUCCUGCUCCUCUGCGCCGCCAUCACCGCGCUCCUCUACCGAAAACUCCGCUCAAACCGCGCUUCUUACACCGCAGUACCCGCCCGCGACCGGUCCUCCAGCGAGGGCACUCGAGCCUGGGAUUGAAAAGCCUUUCGUCAUCCGUAACUAA